Molecule: messenger RNA, 222 nt
Organism: Angiostrongylus costaricensis
Lineage: Eukaryota; Metazoa; Nematoda; Chromadorea; Rhabditida; Metastrongylidae
Source: the annotation of a GenBank genome assembly
AUGAAAACUGUGAGUUCGAAAGCCACCGAGAGAUGUUUGUCUCCAGAAACACUCGAGAUGAUACACCAGCGUGGAAUCGCACGAGCUGCUAGCAACCGCGAACUAAUGUCCGAACUUGCAAAACAGUGCAGACAGGCAAUGAAAGAAGAUGUUAAAGAGAGAAGAGCAGCAGUAAUGGUCGAAGCUGCAGAGGCUGGGAAAAGCAUUCUCAAAGACCACUGA